AUGUCAGGAUUAUCUCAGGGAAUAUCAACAUUUUCUAGCUGCAACAAAGCUGGUUCUGUACCAUAUUUUACUCAGUAUCUGACACAGCGUCCAAAUGAUUACACAGCUCUGACUUGGCGUGGCCGUGCUUAUAGCAUAAUAGGAGAAAACGACAAAGCGAAAGCUGAUUUCGAAAAAGCUGUGAGGGUUACUGCACCACCAAGAAAAUAUUUGGCUGAAGCACAUUUAGAGAAUAUCUCCGGUAACGGAGCUCGGGUAAAAUCUGUUCUUAUUUCCACUGUUAACGAAUUUCCUAACUGCGCAGAAGCCUGGAGUGAGCUUGGGACUCACUGUUACCAUGGGAAUGAAAUUGAUAAGGCACGCCAGUAUCUUGAAAAAGCCGUUAAUCUAGGGAAAUCAAAUGGCGAACAAGGAGAGCCGUGGUAUCACUGGUGCAACAAAAGCCUUGGUGACAUCCACUAUGAAAAUGACGAAAUUCUGAUAGCCUCGAAUUGCUACCACGAGGCAAUUCGUUGCUGUAAUACUUUUACGGUGGCAUAUCUUGGAUCAAGCCAGUGUGAUAUAGUCAAUGGAAAUGACCCCAGGGCCCAAGAGAGUUUCCUGAAAGCAAAGGAUCUGAAUCCAUCAAUCUGCCCCUGGGAUGACUUCCGCGAAUUUAAGAAAGUGGUUCUGCAGGACAGGCAACAGAGAGGUUCACAUUCCGAUCGCCACAGAAGUUCAGAGGCAUAUGGUGUAUCACGAGGAGGAGGCGGAGGUCGAGGUGGAAGUAAGGGUGGAGGUGGAAACGGAAGUGGAGGCGAUGAUGAUGAUGAUGACCCCGAUGGCAGCAAAAUGUUGAAAAAAAUUAAAAAGGAAGCACCGGAAGUGAAGAAGUAUGGAGGAAGAAAUUACUAUCGAUCUAAAUGUGGGAAGUACUGGUACACCAAAGACACGGCCGGUCAUGGAGGGGCUUUCUUUAAAAAGUACGAGGAUAAGCGAAGUACUCUGGAGUUUGUAGGCUCGGUGGAUAAAAAUCUUAGAGACAUGCCACGUAAACAUGAAUCUGCUCUUGCUCCGACAAUUCGUAAGAAUGACAUGGACACGGUCUAUAAAUAAACAAUUAA
Molecule: messenger RNA, 1103 nt
Organism: Saccostrea echinata
Lineage: Eukaryota; Metazoa; Mollusca; Bivalvia; Ostreida; Ostreidae
Exons: 2
Coding region: 1-1095 (364 amino acids)
Molecular function (GO): protein binding
Source: RefSeq, a predicted model, not a curated record